CGAGUGGCACUACGGGGUGCUGUGGGCAGAGGUGUCGCGCACAGGGAGCAGCUCCCGGUGAGUGCCAGUGGCAGCGCUGGGCUGUGCCAUGCCGUGGUGGGGGUCCGCAGCCCCCGGUGCCGCGGGGCCGGGAGCGCGCUCCCCUUCCCCCUUACGGGAGCCAUGAAAGAGGCUCUGUGCGCCCGGCCGCUCCCCUGGCCGGUGCGGCCGUCUGGCUGCGGCAUGAAAGGGCUUUUCAGGAGGCCUCCGCCCUGCCCCCGCCAGGAAACCGGAGCCGGGGGGGGCAGCCCGCGGCCGGACGCACAAUGCCCCUCUGUGCCGGGCACCUGGGGCGGCCACCGUGGCCCCCCGCCAGGUCCCCACCCAGGGGUGCAACCGGCUCAGGAGAGCGGGAUGUUCCCUCGUGGAGGUGGGUGGAGGGGGCCAGGAUGCCCCAUGAGCCCUCAGACUGGAAGUCCCCGGCUGGGGCAGCCGCCCUCCGUCCUGCCCCCAUUCCCGGUGCCCGGAGCGCACCGGUUGUCCCCGGUCCGUCCCCCUGCUGCCGACUGCUCCGACCGGUCCGGCUUCACCCGUGGUGCCGGAGCGUGACCAAGCCCGAGGGGCACAGCUGGGGGCCCAAAGCGCUGCGGUACCUGGGUGGAGCUGGCGAGGCACUGGGAGCACUGGGCUGCUGUGGGUGGGGAGGCUGCCCCGGCCUCACAGGUGACCCCAGUCGGGAAGUGUCCCCACGUGCCUGUCCCCAGUGGCUGAGCACCCUCAAGCUCAUUGCAGAGGUGGGAAACCGAGGCAGCGGCUCCGGUUCCCAGCGCUGGCGUUUCUCCCGCAGGAAGCAGCCGCCGGCCCCAAAGGGACCGGCUCCCGACCCGCCCCCCGUCCUCAAGGUCUUCAACAGACCCAUCCUCUUCGACAUCGUCUCCCGGGGGUCCCCGGCAGGCCUGGAUGGGCUCCUGUCCUUCCUGCUCACCCACAAGAAGCGCCUCACGGACGAGGAGUUCCGAGAGCCCUCCACGGGAAAGACCUGCCUGCCCAAGGCCCUGCUGAACCUGAGCGGGGGCAAGAACGACACCAUCCCCAUCCUCCUGGACAUCGCCGAGAAGACGGGAAACAUGCGGGAGUUCAUCAACUCGCCCUUCAGGGAUGUCUACUACCGAGGCCAGACAGCCCUGCACAUCGCCAUCGAGCGCCGCUGCAAGCACUAUGUGGAGCUGCUGGUGGAGAAAGGAGCAGACGUCCAUGCCCAGGCCCGCGGCCGCUUCUUCCAGCCCAAGAGCGAGGGCGGCUACUUCUACUUCGGUGAGCUGCCCCUCUCGCUGGCCGCCUGCACCAACCAGCCGCACAUCGUGCACUACCUGACAGAGAACGGGCACAAGCAGGCGGACCUGCGGCGCCAGGACUCCCGCGGCAACACCGUGCUGCACGCCCUGGUGGCCAUCGCCGACAACACCCGCGAGAACACCAAGUUUGUCACCAAGAUGUACGACCUGCUCCUCGUCAAGUGCGCCAAGCUCUUCCCCGACACCAACCUGGAGGCCCUGCUCAAUAACGACGGCCUCUCGCCGCUCAUGAUGGCAGCCAAGACCGGCAAGAUCGGGAUUUUCCAGCACAUCAUCCGGCGGGAGAUCACAGAUGAGGAUGUCCGGCACCUCUCCCGGAAAUUCAAGGACUGGGCGUACGGCCCCGUCUACUCCUCCCUCUACGACCUCUCCUCUCUGGACACUUGUGGGGAGGAGGUGUCCGUGCUGGAGAUUCUCGUCUACAACAGCAAGAUCGAGAACCGCCACGAGAUGCUGGCCGUGGAGCCCAUCAAUGAGCUGCUGCGGGACAAGUGGCGCAAGUUUGGGGCUGUCUCCUUCUACAUCAGCGUGGUGUCCUACCUCAGCGCCAUGGUCAUCUUCACCCUCGUCGCCUACUACCGCCCCAUGGAAGGCCCCCCGCCCUACCCCUACACCAGCACCGCCGACUACCUGCGCCUGGCCGGGGAGAUCAUCACCCUCCUCACUGGAAUCCUGUUCUUCUGCACAAACAUCAAAGACCUGUUCAUGAAGAAGUGCCCGGGUGUGAACUCCUUCUUCAUAGAUGGCUCCUUCCAGCUGCUCUACUUCAUCUACUCGGUGCUGGUGAUUGUCACGGCGGGGCUGUACCUGGGUGGCAUCGAGGCCUACCUGGCCGUCAUGGUCUUUGCACUGGUCCUGGGCUGGAUGAACGCCCUGUACUUCACCCGCGGGCUCAAGCUGACGGGGACCUACAGCAUCAUGAUCCAGAAGAUCCUCUUCAAAGACCUGUUCCGCUUCCUCCUGGUCUACCUGCUCUUCAUGAUUGGCUACGCCUCAGCCCUGGUAUCCCUCCUCAACCCGUGUCCCAGCAGCAAGUCCUGCAGCGAGAAGUCCAACUGCACGGUUCCCACCUACCCGUCCUGCCGGGACAGCCAGACCUUCAGCACCUUCCUGCUCGACCUCUUCAAGCUCACCAUUGGCAUGGGCGACCUGGAGAUGCUCGAGAGCGCCAAGUACCCCGGCGUCUUCAUCAUCCUCCUCGUCACCUACAUCAUCCUCACCUUCGUGCUCCUCCUCAACAUGCUCAUCGCCCUCAUGGGGGAGACCGUGGGCCAAGUCUCCAAGGAGAGCAAGCACAUCUGGAAGCUGCAGUGGGCCACCACCAUCCUGGACAUCGAGCGCUCCUUCCCAGUGUUCCUGCGGAAAGCCUUCCGCUCGGGGGAGAUGGUCACUGUGGGGAAGGGCACGGACGGAACCCCUGACCGCCGCUGGUGCUUCAGGGUGGACGAGGUGAACUGGUCCCACUGGAACCAGAAUCUGGGCAUCAUCAGUGAGGACCCGGGCAAGAGCGACACGUACCAGUACUACGGCUUCUCCCACACCAUGGGCCGCCUGCGAAGAGAUCGGUGGUCGACGGUGGUACCCCGCGUGGUGGAGCUGAACAAGAGCUGCCCGCCGGAGGAGGUGGUGGUGCCCCUGGGGACCGUGGGCACAGCGGAGCCGCGGGAGCGGCGGCACGGCCAUGCCCCAAACUCCCCGCUCUAGCCCGGCAGCACCGGCAGCUGAUGGACUCUGCCCGGGCCCCCGGAGCGGCUCCAGAAUCGCGACCGGGCUGGAUGGUGCUUGUCUGCUCCUCAGGGAUUCGUGCAGCCUCUGUCCCUCCGGCAGCCGCUGUCCCGGCGGGUGUCCAGCCCGGGUGGGGGGGCCUGGCCCUGCCCCGGCGGGGCCGGUGGUCUCGGCUCUCACCGGCGAGCUCCAGUGCCACCGCUUCGCUUUGCUGUGCCGGGGCCGUGGCUGUGCCGUGCCAGGAGCCUCGGCCCGGGGUGGGGAGCACGGCCCCCGCCGCCCACCAGGGCCGAUGGUUUUGCCACAGAGUUUUGCACAAGAUUUAUACGACUAUUUAUUUAGUAAUAAAGACUGACCCGCCACCGCC
Molecule: messenger RNA, 3426 nt
Organism: Corvus hawaiiensis (hawaiian crow)
Lineage: Eukaryota; Metazoa; Chordata; Aves; Passeriformes; Corvidae
Gene: TRPV4
Product: transient receptor potential cation channel subfamily V member 4
Exons: 14
Coding region: 306-3038 (910 amino acids)
Biological process (GO): calcium ion import across plasma membrane; actin filament organization; osmosensory signaling pathway
Cellular component (GO): membrane; cilium
Molecular function (GO): calcium channel activity; protein binding
Source: RefSeq, a predicted model, not a curated record